AUGGGUAACGCUUGUUGUGUUGCUGCUCGAGACAAGAUGGUAGUGCCUAAUACAUCAGCAGUCGAGAAUUUGCAAAGAAACAAUGUGAGGUAUUCUCCAAAUUGGAGCUUCCGAUGGGAUAAUAAUAGAGGACGAGUGGCGGGUGAAGAUACCUCUCUAAGUUGGUUAUCUGAUGGGAUUAGUCGUAAUGAUGGGUCUGAUGUCAAAUCCGAAUCAGCAUUUUUAUCAUCAGAAGGGUCUCCUUUGGACAAUUUCCAGACGCAGUCAUGGCAGAAGUCUCCUGCUUCAGAUCAAUCUUUUUCAAGAAAUGCAUCCAUUGACACAGUCUCUGAACAGAUCACCCAGAACAAUGCUUCUCAUCCAUCUCCUGCAAAACGAUCUCUUUCAUUGGCUUCUCAACCGUCAUCCUUCUCAGCGUCACCACUAUCUUCCCAGAGCCACUUGCUAAUGCCACCUGCACGUUCAUCAACACUUAAGCUGACACAGCCCCCUCGUCUAUCAAUGCAAGCCUCAGAUAGUCAAAUCUUUGGAUUUACCUCACUGAGCAGAAGCUCAGCAACUGAAGAGAGGCUGGGAAAUGAAUCUCAUUCUGGUCCAUCUGAUGGAUGGUCCAUGCAAGCCUUUUCUGAAAUGAUGGCGUAUUCUCGCAGAGAGUCUUGCUCUUAUGAUAACGAGUCCUUAGGGCUUCGACGUGACAAGAUAGACCAUUAUGGAAACCGAAAGUCCAAUUAUCAGCAAACCUGUGAUGCUUGCUCGAGAACCUUGUCUGAGAAAUCUUUGUUGAGUAGCCAAAAGAUCUUUGCCACUAACGAGCUCUCUGUAGCUGCGAUCCUAGCUUGUGGGCACGUCUAUCAUUCUGAAUGUCUAGAGCAGAUGACACCCGAAACCGACAAAUUCGAUCCUCCGUGUCCCCUUUGCACACUGGGUGAGAAAAAAACAUUGAAGCUCUCAGAAAAAGCGUUAAGGGCAGAUUUGGAUUUGAAAGCUAAACAAAACAAGAGACUAAGAAAUCGCGUUGUGGAUAGCGAUGACUUAGUCAUGUUUGAUCACAGCCACAAGGCAGGACCAGUAGGCGGUACUGGACACAAAGGUAAAGUCCCAAAGCUGAUAUCAAGUUCAAGCUUAAGAAGCUAUUCCCCGAAGCCUUUCCUUGCACGACACUUCUCGUUCGGGUCCAGAAGCAACAGUAGUAAAUCCCCAAAAGAGAAUCACUCUUCAACCUCUCUCAGAAAGAAAGGCUUCUUCUGGACCAAAUCAAGCAAACUUUGA
Molecule: messenger RNA, 1269 nt
Organism: Arabis nemorensis
Lineage: Eukaryota; Viridiplantae; Streptophyta; Magnoliopsida; Brassicales; Brassicaceae
Source: the annotation of a GenBank genome assembly